CUUUAAAAAAAAAAGUUGGUUUUAUGGCUUUCAAGAUUUCUAAAAUAUAUUUUAAACCGGUAUAAGGGUUUUAUAUUGCCUUCUGCUGCUCAGAAAAUGAACUGGCAGCUUCCGUAGUUUAACAUCGUUUAAAAAACAGUACGGACGAACAAAUAACGUUAGUUGUAUCAAAAGAAAGGAAAUGAGGGCGCAGUGAUGAAGGUUUUAUGUAUUUCUGUAGGGAACCUAAGACGCUUAAUUCACGCACUGAUUAGUUAAAAUGCGUAAUGCAUGAUUAGGUAAGUCGCUUGACCGAUUUGUAACCCUGCAGUAAUGACCUUUUUAUUAGAGCUCACCCCUCACGAGUUACCAUUUUCUCCCGACGCACCUCUUCUGGCUUCAUAUCCUUCCGUUAAUGGUCUAGCACCGGCAGUGCCCACCGUACGAUCUGCGUCUUCAGACGUGCUGGGGACGGAAUGGCGUAAACGACCGCUUCCACAGCGGACCUCGUUCCGUUUUGCGACGGCAGGAUCGUGGCAUAUCGGGUUUUUAAAAAUACGAGACAAACAGACAAAUGGCUGUGGGCACAAAUGAGUCUAUGUAAUCCCUGGAGCACGAAAAUAGAUCACCUUUCUUGCUGUCAUAUCGGUUCUGAGGUCUACCUAUCAAAAUGAGAAAUAAGCGCUGCGCGGCUGCAGCAGGGACAGCUGGCACUCUGGCGUUGGCCCAUGGGACCCUGCUCACGCGGGGCUUCACUUCAGCAGGCAUUGCCGCAAGUUCCGCGGGUGCCGGUAUGAUGUCAUCAGCCGCCAUAGCCAAUGGCGGGGGAGUUGCUGCGAGCGGUCUGGUGGCUCUUCUUCAAUCAGCAGAAAUUGAAAUUACAGCAACAGCGUUCAUGAAGAAAUGACACUUGACGUUCCAGAAAAGAUGACUCUCCACCAAAGUGCAAAACUGUAUAAAGCCUAUUAGCCUACUUAUUCAACACACAUCAGAUUAAACUAAUACUUAAUCAUCUAUGUUGCUGGUUGUGAUGGUUUGCAUUUUUAACAUAGCCUGUGUAAUCAAAGUAUAAUUAAAUAAGGUUCACAACCAGGAAAAUUAAUUUUUUAUAUAAAGCAAAGUAAGAAUGGUAAGAUUUUUUUACUCGUAACUACUUCAUUUCUGCAGUGCUAUGCUCACAGUGGUAGUUAUUGUUGAGCUUCAAUCUGUAUCUUGCAGGAAGAAGAAUUUCCAUAGGUUUCACUUGAUGAUGAUGUCAAUGUACAUUUCCUAGUUAUAUUGGUAUUGUAUAUUGGUUCCUUAACAUAUAUGGUAUUUCAUAAUAAAACAUUUAUAUAGAUCUGUAUGUUCAAAAUUGUAAGUGCAUGAAACAAAGCAUAUAUGAAAAAUGUUACUGUAUAUAUACGGUAUAUGUAAGACUAUGUAUAAAGUCAUGAUCAUAUAAAGUUAUUACAGACUUUGAAAAUGAACAGGGAGAUCAAAACAUAUAUUUGCCUGUUGUUUACAGUAAGUAAAGAAACAAAUUUGGAAAACCUUUUCCUUUCAGUAAAGAGUCUUCACUGACUACUGGGGAUAGUAAUGGUUUUGAGCAGAUUUGUGUUCAGAGCACAGAACAAAACUUCAGACAAUUGCAGGAAUACUGUGUAAGGUGCAUGCAAUUGAUCAACAUAGCACUGCAAAAAGAUUAUGGUCAUGCCCAAGUUAUGUUCAUCACUCCAACUUAUGUACGUUGGUCUUUUAAAGAAAAAAAAGUCGAUGCAUAAAACAUGUCAUUGAACCGAGAGCGAAUCCACAUUCCCAUCCACCAUCGUGUGUGGCGGUAAAGAAUGUUCAAAAGCUCAAUUAAGU
Molecule: messenger RNA, 1827 nt
Organism: Electrophorus electricus (electric eel)
Lineage: Eukaryota; Metazoa; Chordata; Actinopteri; Gymnotiformes; Gymnotidae
Source: RefSeq, a predicted model, not a curated record